Dicrocoelium dendriticum is the source of this 456-nucleotide messenger RNA. NCBI's taxonomy places the organism in Eukaryota, Metazoa, Platyhelminthes, Trematoda, Plagiorchiida, Dicrocoeliidae. The record is from the annotation of a GenBank genome assembly.
AUGUUGAUCGCCUGCCGUCGCUACUGCGUGGCAGUGCCGCUUCACCAGUUUGCUAGCUUAGACAAAUUAUCCAAGCGUGUAGAGAAGGACGGAGCGGAAGGUUACAAACUGACGGUUUCCGGAGGAUUUUCUCGCGUUGACGCUAUCUUUAAUGUUGCCGCCAUUCUUAUUGUUGAUAUUGUUAUUGCUGCUGCUGCUGCUGCUGCUGCUGAUGAUGAUGAUGAUGAUGACGAUGAUGAUGAUGAUGAUGAUGAUGAUGAUGAUGAUGAUGAUGAUGAUGAUGAUGAUGAUGAUGAUGAUGAUGAUGAUGAUGAUGGUGAUGAUGAUGAUGAUGAUGAUGAUGAUGAUGAUGGUGAUGAUGAUGAUGAUGAUGAUGAUGAUGAUGAUGAUGAUGAUGAUGAUGAUGAUGAUGAUGAUGAUGAUGAUGAUGAUGAUGAUGAUGAUGAUGAUGGAUGA